Amborella trichopoda is the source of this 2102-nucleotide messenger RNA. RefSeq names its product L-ascorbate oxidase. The record is from RefSeq and is a predicted model, not a curated record. NCBI's taxonomy places the organism in Eukaryota, Viridiplantae, Streptophyta, Magnoliopsida, Amborellales, Amborellaceae. Gene Ontology annotation, molecular function: copper ion binding; oxidoreductase activity. Gene Ontology annotation, cellular component: plasmodesma; extracellular region.
CUCAUGUUCAUACUAGCGAUCCUGUCUUUCUUCCUCUCUGUCUCUUGCUGUUUAAUUUUCUCUCUCCUCCCCCCGUCACUUUCUCUCUCUGAGGAUCACCAACAAUGGUAAGGAACAACCACCUCACACUGUUGCUCUCCUGUUUGGUUAUGCUCCCAUUGAUGGUGGAGUCAAGAAUAAGGCACUUCAAGUGGGAGGUGAACUAUCUUCCCUGGUCCCCCGACUGUUCGACAGAGAGCUUAUUGAUCGCCAUUAAUGGGCACUUCCCAGGCCCAACCAUACGCGCCAGGGCUGGUGAUGCUAUCGUUGUCGAGCUCCACAACAAGCUUCCUACUGAGGGGGUGGUCAUCCACUGGCAUGGCAUCACUCAGUUUGAGAGCCCUUGGGCGGAUGGGACGGCAUCUAUCUCGCAGUGUGCAAUCAAUCCUGAGGAGACUUUCAUUUACAGGUUCAAAGUAGACAAGGCAGGAACAUACUUUUAUCAUGGGCAUCAUGGGAUGCAAAGGUCAGCUGGUCUCUAUGGUUCUCUCAUUGUGGAGGUUGCAGAGGGGAAACAGGAACCUUUCCAUUACAACGCUGAACUCAGCCUUCUUCUCAGCGAUUGGUGGCAUCAGAGCAUUUACCAGCAGAUGGUAGACCUCCAUUCAAAACCAUUUCGUUGGAUAGGCGAGCCACAGUCACUGCUGAUAGAAGGCAAAGGGAGGCAUAACUGCUCCUUGAAAGCAUAUGAAGAGGACAAGAAUAAGGAUCCAGACUUGGUACCCACCACUCUGUGCCCAAAGAAUAACAAGAGUGAGUGCGCCCCCCAUGUUCUCCAAGUUGAGCCCAACAAGACUUACAGGCUAAGGAUUGCAAGUGUUACAUCCCUCGCUUCGUUGAACUUUGCUUUUGGGAACCACAAAUUGGUACUAGUUGAAGCAGAUGGAAGCUACAUCCAGCCAGUGACUGUGGAGAGCCUGGACAUAUACUCAGGGGAGACCUACUCCCUCCUCCUCCACACCAACCAGGAUCCCUCCACCAAUUACUGGGCCUCUGCCAGCAUCAUCUCCCGCCACCCGAAGACGCCGCCGGGCCUUGCCAUCCUCAAUUACCGGCCCAAUCCCUCUUCCCUCCUCCCCCGCUCCGCUCCUCCCACUCCCCCCAAAUGGAAUGACACUGCCCGUGCCAUCGCCUUCGCUCGCAAGAUCGUCGCCGAUCCCCUCAGGAACACCAACCCUCCAGCAUCUGCGAUCCAUCGUAUCGUCCUCCUCAACACGCAAAACAAAAUCAAUGGCUACACUAAAUGGGCGAUCAACAAUGUAUCCCUGGUCCUCCCCGCAACACCGUAUCUGGGAUCCAUCCGCUAUGGCCUCCACUCUGCAUUCGACUUCCACACAAACCCUCCAGAGGAUUUCCCCGAAAACUAUGACAUCUUUCGGCCACCACAGAACCCGAACGCGACGACUGGCAAUGCAGUGUACAAGCUGAAACUGGGCAGCACGGUUGAUGUGAUCCUGCAGAAUGCGAAUUUGCUCACAGAAGGGACCAGCGAGGUGCACCCUUGGCACCUGCAUGGACAUGACUUCUGGGUUCUCGGCUUCGGGGACGGGCGCUUCAACUGGCAGAGGGAUGCAGCAAGGUUCAAUCUGAAGGACCCGCCGCGAAAGAACACGGUGGCGCUGUUUCCAUAUGGGUGGACGGCCAUACGGUUUGUGGCCGAUAACCCUGGUGUGUGGGCCUUCCAUUGUCACAUUGAGCCACACUUACACAUGGGGAUGGGGGUGGUAAUUGCCGAGGGCGUCGACAGGGUGCGUAAUGUGCCCCGGGACGUGCUCGGCUGCGGGAUGACCAGGAGACUCAUCGGGCCGCAUGGACCCUAAUCCGAUACUGCCGGAUUUGGAUUUGGGUCACUGAUAACACAAAUAGUUGUUGGGUCCUUUUUGAACCUCCAUGUUAGAGCAUUUAGGGCAGCCAUACAUCUCUUCUUUGGGUUUCAUGAUGUCAGUUAGUAUUUGAUACAUAUAUGGAUCUUUCAUCCUAGAUACUGCAGAAAAGUUGUUUGGAAGAUAUGGAAAUUGAAUCCAGGUUUUGCAAAAUCCACUGUUUAAUUAUAUUAUGAAGUU